GCCCCGGGGGGCGGGGUGGGGCGCGCUAGGGUGCGGGGAUGAGUCUAGUGGGCGGCUUCCCCCACCACCCGGUGGUGCACCAUGAGGGCUACCCCUUCGCCGCCGCCGCUGCCGCCGCCGCCGCCGCCGCCACCCGCUGCGGCCACGAGGAGAACCCCUACUUCCACGGCUGGCUCAUCAGCAGCCACCCGGAGAUGUCCCCCCCCGACUACAGCAUGGCUCUGUCCUACAGCCCCGAGUACGCCAACGGGGCGCCGGGCAUGGACCACUCCCAUUACGGGGGGGUGCCGCCCGGGAGCGGCCCGCCCGGGCUCGGGGGGCCCCGGCCGGUGAAGCGCAGGGGCACGGCGAACCGCAAGGAGCGGCGCAGGACUCAGAGCAUCAACAGCGCCUUCGCGGAGCUGCGGGAGUGCAUCCCCAACGUGCCCGCCGACACCAAGCUCUCCAAGAUCAAAACCCUCCGCCUGGCCACCAGCUACAUCGCCUACCUCAUGGACCUGCUCGCGAAGGACGACCAGAACGGGGAGGCGGAGGCCUUCAAGGCAGAGAUCAAGAAGACAGACGUGAAGGAGGAGAAGAGGAAGAAAGAGCUGAACGAAAUCUUGAAAAGCACAGUUAGCAGCAACGAUAAGAAAACCAAAGGGAGGACUGGCUGGCCGCAGCAUGUCUGGGCUUUGGAGCUCAAGCAGUAAGCACGGCAGGACUGGAGGAGCCGUCCUCUCAGUCUCGGUAGCGAGCUCUCCUCUGAGGACUCUUUGUAUUUGGAAUCAUCCAGUUUAUUUAUGUGCAAUUUCUCCCCCCACCCCCCCCAAAAUGUGGAUAUUUGAAGGAGAGGGAAAAAGCAUUCCAUAUAUGAAUAUGAAGAGGAAACUCCAGCUUGGUAAGGGGUAACGUCUCUAAUAGUUUCGUGAAUGUUAUUUGCUCUGUAUAAAACACACGGGGAAAACA
Messenger RNA from Cygnus olor (mute swan), 948 nucleotides. It is a transcript of the gene HAND2, whose product is annotated as heart and neural crest derivatives expressed 2. Gene Ontology annotation, molecular function: RNA polymerase II transcription regulatory region sequence-specific DNA binding; DNA-binding transcription factor activity, RNA polymerase II-specific; protein dimerization activity. The record is from RefSeq and is a predicted model, not a curated record. Gene Ontology annotation, biological process: regulation of transcription by RNA polymerase II; heart development. The coding region runs from base 39 to 692 and encodes 217 amino acids. The transcript is spliced from 2 exons. NCBI's taxonomy places the organism in Eukaryota, Metazoa, Chordata, Aves, Anseriformes, Anatidae.